Molecule: messenger RNA, 1886 nt
Organism: Exophiala viscosa
Lineage: Eukaryota; Fungi; Ascomycota; Eurotiomycetes; Chaetothyriales; Herpotrichiellaceae
Product: aldehyde dehydrogenase mitochondrial precursor
Exons: 2
Coding region: 353-1819 (488 amino acids)
Molecular function (GO): aldehyde dehydrogenase (NAD+) activity
Source: RefSeq, a predicted model, not a curated record
GAUUCCUCGAGGUCAUACGACAAAGGAAUUGCACAGUCGUAGGUGCAAGCUCGCAAUUGACUUGAUUGCUCCGUCGCCUAAAGCAUCUUUUCGAGGUUUCAGCAGCAUCCACGACCAUGCUGAAUGGCUUACUAAUCCGACUGACAGAGAUGUCGGCAAUCUCUACCGCCAACUUGGAUUCGGGUGAGGUAGCUUUCGGGCCGAGGUACUGGGGCGAUUUGACAUUGAACUCCACGUUCAGGAGCGUCAGCAUAGCAGUUUAAGAAACUGAUUCAAAUACCUCAUUGCAUGGAAAGCGCCUUGAACUGACCAGCAUUGCGAGUUUAUCGAAGCACAAAAGAAAGACGCAGCGAUGGGUAGCGCCGGCUUGGAUCCGCAGCUCUACACGAAGCUGUUCUUGAAUGGACAGUAUGUCGCCAGCAAGAGCAAAGAGACGUAUAGCCUCCGAAACCCCAAAGACAACACUGUUGUUCUCGACAACAUCCCAAUCGCUGGGCAUGAAGACGUCGAAGCGGCAGUAAAAUAUGCGGAAGACGCUUUCCAUGGGCCAUGGAGUCGAUUUACUGCUAUGCAACGAACGGAAUGCUUUCUCAAAUUGGCCGCCUUGCUAGAGGAGGAGCUGACGCCAAUCCUAACGCUGGAUUCCUUGACAUCAGGCAUCCCGGUGUCUCUAGCUCCGGUUCGUGAACGAAACUACAUCAGAAACUGCUUGCUAUACUACGCGGGUUGGACGGACAAACAGAAAGGCGACUAUUUUCCCGCAGACGAUGGAUUUGUCAAAAUUGUUCGACACGAGCCUCUUGGUGUUUGUGCUGCUAUCAACCCCUUUAAUGCCCCUGUGCCCUGCGUUUUCCUAAAAGCUGCACCAGCACUUGCCACCAGAAAUGUCAUGAUUGUGAAACCCAGCGAGAAGACACCUCUGGGAUCUUUGGCGGUCGCGGCUCUGUUUGAGAAAGCCGGCUUUCCUCCCGGGGUAUUUCAAGUUAUUACAGGUCCUGGAUCUACUGGCGCCUUACUGGCCGAGCACAUGAAAAUUCGCAAAGUCAGUUUUACUGGUUCGAUCACAACAGGCAAGAAAAUUCAAGUGGCAGCGGCUCGGAGUAAUCUGAAGCGUGUAACACUAGAGCUUGGAGGCAAAAGCCCGGCGGUUAUCUUCGAAGAUGCCAAUCUUGAAAACGCACUCACAUGGACAAUCAACGGAAUUCUGACACGAAGUGGCCAACUCUGUGUUGCUGCCUCAAGAGUAUAUGUUCAGAAGAGUAUUGCCGACCGCUUCAUCGAAGAAUACAAAACAAGGAUGAAGGCAGCUGUCAACGAUUUAGGAGACCCCCAAGACCCGAAUGUGAAAUUGGGGCCAAUGAUCGACCAGGCACAGCUUGAACGCGUGAAAGAGAUCGUGGAGCGUGGAAAACACGAGGCUGAACUAGUUGUCGGAGGCAACCAGUACGGCGAUAAAGGAUGUUACAUGGAGCCAACAUUGUUUUUGAACCCUAAGGAUGACGCAGAAAUAUAUCGAAACGAGAUUUUUGGACCGGUUAGUAUUAUCAAGACCUUCGAGACAGAGGAAGAAGUUUUGAAACUGGCCAACGACACCGAGUUUGGUCUGAUGUCUGGCGUCUUUACACGGGACAUCACGCGAGCCUUGCGAAUGUCUUCAGCAUUGGAAACAGGGGUCGUUGGUAUCAAUUGUGUGAGCCUGCAAAGCUUGCAAGCGCCCUUUGGUGGAAAGAAGCAAAGCGGUAUUGGACGAGAAUUCGGAGAAUACGCCCUAAGGCUGUUCACUGAGCCCAAGACGGUUAUCAUCAAUAUGGCUGCAUAGUUAGCUAAGUGUCAAAAUCGCUACCGUAAGUGGCAAACAGUGAAUAAUGUUUCCGACUUCAGGAUAC